Messenger RNA from Penicillium mononematosum, 399 nucleotides. RefSeq lists its product as uncharacterized. The transcript has a single exon. The record is from RefSeq and is a predicted model, not a curated record. Lineage: Eukaryota; Fungi; Ascomycota; Eurotiomycetes; Eurotiales; Aspergillaceae. Bases 1 to 399 code for a protein of 132 amino acids.
AUGGCCAUUACCAACACUAUCCACAUCGAGGCCCAUGUGGGCAGCGUUGAUGGCAUCAGUGUCAUCUGGAGCCCGAAUUCAGCCUACAACCUCUCAUCAAACGACAAUGACUACAAUGUGAGACGGAGUGUAUUUGGAGAGUUCCACAGAGAAUAUGGGUGGGAGUGCACCUACCCAAAAGCAACAGGACGACGGCCCUCUGCACUCUCAACAAAGGUCCGAAUACAACUUGAAGUAGUUGGGGCAUUUGAGGUACAGUUGCUGCCGUCACCACACCCACUACCUUUUGCUGAUGCCCUGCAUUCCUCUUCUAGUUAUACCAACUCUGUCACUUUCCGCAACCUUUACAGGUGGGAUUCCGCUUCGGAGAUCGGAACGCGCACUAGUUGCCUCGCCUAA